Messenger RNA from Phytophthora sojae, 1080 nucleotides. RefSeq lists its product as hypothetical. NCBI's taxonomy places the organism in Eukaryota, Oomycota, Peronosporomycetes, Peronosporales, Peronosporaceae. The transcript has a single exon. The coding region runs from base 1 to 1080 and encodes 359 amino acids. The record is from RefSeq and is a predicted model, not a curated record.
AUGGCGAUCUCCACUACCCGUCUGGCCGUGCGCUCGCUCCAGACGCUCUUCGCUCUGCUCGCGCUCAUCUUCACGUGGGGCGGCUACGUGAAGAACGACGACGGUCAGCUCAGCGGCUUGUCCCCGGAGUUCAGCAUCCUCAUGAACUACUCGGCGUUCCUGACGGGUCUGUACUACGUGCUGCCCGUGAAGGUCCUCAAGUGGACGGCUGUGGCCCCAUCUGUGAACUUCCAGCGCCUGGUGGACGGCGUGCUCGCCGUGCUUCUGCUUCUUGGUGGCAUCCUCCUCUGGGCCUCCUCGGGCGUGAAGGACUGCUCCGAGAAGAACGACGAGUACGAGGCCUACGCUGGCCUGCAGCUCUUCCGCUGCGGCAACCUGACCAUGGGCGUCAUCUUCACGUUCGUCACCUUCGCGCUGUUCGUCGUGACGCUCAUCUGGAGCUUCGUGAGCGACAACGCCAGCACCAGCCAGGCCGAGGCCGCCGUCGCUGCUGGGUACACGGAGGCCACGACGCCCGGUGCUUCGCGUGCCGAGGCCUACACCGCCGCGGACUCGCGCCACCCGACGCUCGCUAUCGCCCGUCGCGGCGGUCGCUUCGUCCAGUUCGUGCUGUCGCUCCUCACCUUUAUCAGCACUGUGGCUGGCUACAAGCACUACUUCACCGGCCGCUUCACGAGCCCCGUGGCCAUGUUCAUGGUGCUUGUGUCGUGGAGCUGCAUCCUGUACACGCUCUUCCACCUCGUGGUGGUCGACAUCCUCAAGAAGUCGCACCGCCCGAGCGCCGGCAUCGAGCGCUUCCUGGACCUGCUGCUCGCCGUCCUGCUCCUGCUCUUCGCCAUCCUCCUCGCGGCCUCACACCAGGUCUCGGACUGCGACACGAUCAACGCCAAGUACGAGGCGGACUCGGGCUCGCUGGACGGCUCCAACAUCUACCGCUGUGGCAGCCUCACGCGCGCGUACGUGCUGGCAUUCAUCGACUGCGUCUUCUUCCUGGUGACCUUGGCGCUCAGCUUCUGCGGCUCGAGCGACAGCGAGCCCGCCCCGCGUCACGUGGACGCCGAGCCUGGCCAGCAGGUGUAA